AUGGAUGAAUUCGAUGUGUUGAGCGCAGGCAAUGGUGUGGGUUCCGAGGAGGACCCGGCCGCUGCUUUCCUGGCCCAGCAGGAGAGCGAGAUAGCGGGCAUUGAGAACGACGAGGGCUUCAGCAUCCUGGACAGCGGAGAGGUGCCGUCGUCCAUGGGAGACGAUGGUGCUAUCAACGGAGAUCUUCAUGGGGAAAGUAACGGCCCUUCAGAUGCCUAUGCAGCUAUUUCAAAUGCUGAUCGUCUUCAGGCUGAGCCUGAAAGCCUUCGCAAGUGGAGAGAGGAGCAGAGUGAGAGACUGGAGGUGCUAGAUGCCAAUUCUGUGAAGCAGGAGUCGGAAUGGAAGGAAAAGGCAAAAGCAGAACUGGAGGAGUGGCAUGCUCGGCAGAAUGAGCAGCUGGAAAAAACAAAGACCAACAACAGGGUUCUGGAUGAAGACUUCUACAAACAGCCGUUCUCUGAUCUCAUUGGUUAUGUGGCGGCUGAAGAGGCUAUGGUUUCAGACCUGGACGAGAACAACCCUGGAACUGAGUGGGAGCGUGUGGCCCGUCUCUGCGACUUCAACCCAAAGUCCAGUAAGCAAGCCAAAGACGUGUCCCGCAUGCGCUCCGUGCUCAUCUCUCUCAAGCAGUCUCCUCUGGUUCGUUAA
Molecule: messenger RNA, 648 nt
Organism: Knipowitschia caucasica
Lineage: Eukaryota; Metazoa; Chordata; Actinopteri; Gobiiformes; Gobiidae
Source: the annotation of a GenBank genome assembly